CAGUCAUUAAUCGCUCGUGAGUUAUAGUCGUACGAACUGUCACCUGCCGUCUGAACGAUCCGCAUAAACGCGAAUUCUAAUAGUUGUGACACGAUAAUUUUGCGAUCGUUGCUCGACUCGCGAGAUAUUUUCCGCACCCCGAUUGCAGACCGCCGACUCAUUGUCAACGAGAAGGAAGCAACAGUCCGAAAAUCGAUUUAUAGUGUAUGUUCGGUGUUGGGAGUGUGAUACUGAAAAAUGGCAGCCAUCAUCAGAGCCUUAUUGAACGGCUAUCACGCGUUCAAUGUUGAACUGGCAGAUCCAAGAACGCAGUCAUGGUUUCUCAUUGGGUCACCUUGGCCUAUCCUGGGCUUGAUGUUUUGCUAUAUUCAUUUCGUGCUGUCCCUCGGACCGAGGUUGAUGAAGGACAGGAAACCGUUCAACCUGGACAAAGUGAUGCAAAUAUACAACGUCGUACAAAUAUUAGUGUCAGCAUACCUGCUUUACAAGGCACUCACUCUUGCCUGGCUCUGGGAAUACAGUUACGUCUGUGAACCCGUCGACUAUUCGAAGACACCGAAAGCAAUCGAGAUCGCAGCGACUGUAUGGCUCUACUUCAUAGUGAAGUUAAUAGACUUGUUGGACACUGUGUUUUUCGUCUUACGGAAAAAGCAGAGCCAAAUAUCGUUUCUUCACGUUUACCACCACGCCGGAAUGGUGAUAGGUACAUGGGCUGGGGUCAAGUUCCUGCCAGGCGGACACGGAACCUUUUUAGGAGUGGUGAAUUCCUUCGUGCACAUAAUAAUGUACUCGCAUUACCUCGUAACAUCAAUGAAGACCAGCAAGCCGUGGUGGAAAAAGCACAUAACGCAACUGCAGCUGAUACAGUUCGUCAUUAUACUGUUUCACUUCCUGCAGCUGAUGUGGGUUAAGGACUGCGGAUACCCAAGGUGGACGGCGUUAAUUUUCGUACCGCAAAACCUAUUCAUGAUCGUGCUAUUCGGUGACUUUUACUACAAGACUUAUGUGAAGAAACCGGCUGCCAAGAAAUACCCGGAACAGAACGGCGUCUCGAAGAAAAAGAGCAUUCCCAACGACAAGUUCAACUAGCUCGGAGCAAAAUCUCCGAGACUCAUCCUAGUAUGUCUAUAUAUAAACGUCAUCCUCGCCUUGUUUCAGAAACUGAGUACGUAGUCAUUAAUUUGUCGACAUAAUGAUUAAAAUCAAAUACCAAAUACAGAAACAAAAUGAUAAAACUGAAAAGAUAUUGUACAACCAAUGCAAAUGUGAAUGAAUGUGAAUUUAAUAAUAACAUUGACGAAUAUGCACAA
This is a messenger RNA of Neodiprion fabricii, 1310 nucleotides long. Its product is annotated as elongation of very long chain fatty acids protein 7-like. Gene Ontology annotation, molecular function: fatty acid elongase activity. NCBI's taxonomy places the organism in Eukaryota, Metazoa, Arthropoda, Insecta, Hymenoptera, Diprionidae. The transcript is spliced from 6 exons. Gene Ontology annotation, cellular component: endoplasmic reticulum membrane. The coding region runs from base 238 to 1089 and encodes 283 amino acids. Gene Ontology annotation, biological process: very long-chain fatty acid biosynthetic process; fatty acid elongation, monounsaturated fatty acid; sphingolipid biosynthetic process. The record is from RefSeq and is a predicted model, not a curated record.